This is a messenger RNA of Haemonchus placei, 261 nucleotides long. The record is from the annotation of a GenBank genome assembly. NCBI's taxonomy places the organism in Eukaryota, Metazoa, Nematoda, Chromadorea, Rhabditida, Trichostrongylidae.
AUGGAAGCUAUAGGCAUAAUGGACGAUCCCGAUCAACAAGAUGACGAUGUUUGUCUUCAAUUUUUCAACAACACCAUUACUUACAACGAAAAGGACAAGCACCUGAACAAGUUCUUCGAAGCAGAGGAAGACGAGAAAGUUCCACAGAUACAAAAGUUACUUGGCCUCCAAUGGAACACUUCCGAAGACAAGCUUUCACUAACUCUGCCUCAGAAACCACCAAAAGAAGAUCACAAAUUCGGAAGGCAGUUAUGGAUCUAG